Kockovaella imperatae is the source of this 762-nucleotide messenger RNA. RefSeq lists its product as hypothetical. The transcript has 5 exons. The record is from RefSeq and is a predicted model, not a curated record. NCBI's taxonomy places the organism in Eukaryota, Fungi, Basidiomycota, Tremellomycetes, Tremellales, Cuniculitremaceae. Bases 259 to 741 code for a protein of 160 amino acids.
CCACUUCUGGCGCUAUCACACCAUGACUUGACGACGGUCUCCCCGACGACAAUGAGAUCUGUAGGUUAGCGUCCCCUUUGUACGUGUAGACAGACGAAAUACCUUACUACCAUCGGCAGCAUGACAGCACUUCAACAACCAUUCUCGUCAUCGUCACCUCACUUCACUUUCUUCUUCCUACAUACCGAUAUCAUCGGGGUCGAAGAUCACCUCUGUGAAACGCUCUUCAGAGGCUACUUCUGAAAUACGAAAGCCAUUAUGCAAGUCAUCAGGAAGUCUGACUCAGUCCAUACUAGACAUCAGAAGCCUUACGACAAACCCCACUCGAGGCCAGGUGUUACAGCAGCGAGGAGUGACGACGAGAAAAUCAGCGCUUCAAGUGCUCCAGGCACUUACGACAAAAAUCUUCUGGCGAAGCUCGUUCUCGAGACUGCAAAGCUGAACGCGAGAGAUUGGGAUGAGAUCUCAAGCACAGUCGGGCAAACACUGUCCAAGAACAAGGAUCUUUGGCGAAAAGUGAUCAAGACUCAACUUAUCGCCGGAAAAGAAUGGUCAAAAUCCACCUCGCCAUCGUGGACGAAUCAACAAAAGAUUGCUCUCGUCAACUAUAUACUGGACAAGACGUCAGUGAACUGGGAUCAGGUCGCUCGAAGCUUUCCAGGCAAAAGCCCGAUCCAGGUGAAGGAUGUUUGGCGAAAGGUCUUGCUGCCAAAGAUACGUCGAGGAGAUCCUGUGAAUUGAGAGGUCCGUAAGAAGUUCAAG